AUGCCUGCACUAAAACGCAACAAAGCUAGCUUGAUAUUGCUGGGAAUUUCAUCACUUGUAGUCCCAAAUGCCGGAUUUGUCCCGAGGCAAAUGGGUACCCAUUUGAAUGGUUUGCAAUUGCAGGAAUCCACUCCAGAGAUAAAUCCAGAUGCCUGGGUAGAGCCAGAUGCCUCUCUAGGGAUAGUUCCAGAAGAAGAAGAGAGAGAAGUCGACUGGGGACUAGGUGGUGUUCGACUAGCACAAGAGAGUGCCAUCAAAAUUACUGGAGAGAUCACACACAAGCCAGGAAAAGCCGAUGCCCAACCGAUGGAACUCCUUAGGUAUACAGCACUCAACAAAGUUGAAGAAUCCACAGUAAAGUCCGUCAUGGACAAGACUGGUUCAAAAAUCAUAUGCUCGGGACAAGGCGUAGAAGAGUACAAAGACCCUGGAGAUUCGUUGGAAAAAGUUGUCAUUUUGGCGCCAAUGGAAGCCAUCAAGGAUGCAUUUACAAAUGCAGGUCCAGCCAUCGACUGUGAAACACUUGUAUUCAAUUUCCUUGGUGGUGACGAUCUAAUGAUGGGAGAAGUCUUGGAUGCCGCGAAAGAAAUGGUUGUGAUGAUGGACAUUGCCACAAAAGCAAAGAUCACUUUCAAUUCCUUGUGCCACAUGUCAAUUCCUUGUGGAACCUGUGCAGUCACCGUCGUAUCACUCGGCAAAAAUGACUAUGAAGGAUCCAAUGAUUUAGAAAAGUCGAUCGUUUCUGGCGAAGUCUACCUGAGAGAUGGAACAUACAUGACAGUCCAAGAAUCAGACAUAAACACAGCCCUAGCAUAA
Messenger RNA from Cylindrotheca closterium, 816 nucleotides. Lineage: Eukaryota; Bacillariophyta; Bacillariophyceae; Bacillariales; Bacillariaceae. The record is from the annotation of a GenBank genome assembly.